This is a messenger RNA of Aspergillus piperis CBS 112811, 297 nucleotides long. RefSeq lists its product as uncharacterized. Lineage: Eukaryota; Fungi; Ascomycota; Eurotiomycetes; Eurotiales; Aspergillaceae. The transcript has 2 exons. The record is from RefSeq and is a predicted model, not a curated record. Bases 1 to 297 code for a protein of 98 amino acids.
AUGCCGAACCCAAGUCUAAGUUACGGAAAUGGCAUGUCAUCCGGAGCCAAGUCCCGGAAUACCGCCUUCCUAACCAUGUUCGCGGUUAUCUCCGGCGCCUUGCUCACAUUCCGGAUGCAGUCGCCACGCAAGGAGCAGAGAUACUCUCCCGAGGGAGACCAGCAGGCUAUUGAUGGGGAGAAUAAACUUGGGCGCUCGAUGUUCGUCUCUGACGGGGAUCGGGACGCUGUUAGGGGUGGGAAGCCUGGAGAACCGAAGGUUGGUCGUGCGCCGCAUGAGGGGUUGGGUGGGCGGUGA